AUGCUACCCACGGACGACGUCGCUCGCUACCAGAAAUCACCACCCAGACAGAGCCCUUCGCAUGUACAAAUGAAGCUGCCACCCUCACCGACACGGCCAGGCUCAUCGCCAUCCGCGCACGCUACAGCAUAUCCCACCAUGAACCAAAAGCGCCAGGCCACAGACGCCCCAGAAGGCGACAUGCACGCAGGCAAGAGACAAAACACGAUGCAGAUUGCGAUGUCACCUCCAGCUGCGCCGUUCGCUCCCAUCGGUCAACAUGAUCCUCUCAACCCAGGGCCAUACAAUCGUAUGAGACCGGUUGCAUCACCCAAUGGGAUUGCGGCAUCUAUCAACCGGAUGAGCCCCGACCACAUCGCCCGAGACCGUCGCCUCCAGCAGGCCAAGCUCGCAGAGCAGCGCGUUCGGGCGCAACAAGCUCACGACGCCGAGAAAGCCCGCGAGCGAGAGAUCUAUCUUGCCGCCAGCGCCGCAGCUCUCAAGCGCGAGCAAGACGACGCGCGAAGGGAGUUUCUGUGCAAAGAUCCCAGCGCAAACUACCGUCACAUCCUCGAGGUAUACGCAUUGUCUCCGCUAGACCCCAAGAAAGAUGAGUACCCGAACCGGUACCUGACUGGCUUACUAGCGAACCGCGUCAUGCCUAUGGACCUCGAUGGCGACCUCGCGCUUGCGAUCGUGUACGCGAAGGACCAUUGGGAUUUCUUCGGGCAGUGGCCCAAGGAUAUCGAGCGCUUUGCGGGCUAUGAGAGGGAGAGGAGGGAUAAGGCGGCAAAGGAUCGGGCUUAG
Alternaria hordeiaustralica is the source of this 786-nucleotide messenger RNA. RefSeq lists its product as uncharacterized. Lineage: Eukaryota; Fungi; Ascomycota; Dothideomycetes; Pleosporales; Pleosporaceae. The transcript has a single exon. The record is from RefSeq and is a predicted model, not a curated record. Bases 1 to 786 code for a protein of 261 amino acids.